Lachnellula hyalina is the source of this 1161-nucleotide messenger RNA. RefSeq lists its product as uncharacterized. The record is from RefSeq and is a predicted model, not a curated record. The coding region runs from base 1 to 1161 and encodes 386 amino acids. The transcript is spliced from 3 exons. NCBI's taxonomy places the organism in Eukaryota, Fungi, Ascomycota, Leotiomycetes, Helotiales, Lachnaceae.
AUGCGUUCUGUCUCUGCAGCAGUUUUGAUUUUCUCUUGCGUUGCUUCAAUAGCUUCUGCCGCUCCCACCGGUGCUUUCACUUUCGAUAAUGACCCUUUGCACAAUGGCUUCCCAAACCCAAGUCCCGAUCAAAUCAUCAAGAUCGAACAAGCAGCCCACGGAAGUCUUCCUAUUGCCGCUGCUGCAGCCAAGAAUGCUACUUCGAAAGCUCCUAGCGCCGAUACUUUGACCUCCUUGCGUUUCAUUGCCUUCAAUGAGCUCUUCGAGGUUGCAUUCUUUACCUCCCUCAUCAACAACAUCACCGCAGGUGUGGAUGGCUUCAAGAUCAACAAUGGGACAGCACAAAAGUACCUUCUGGAUGACUUGACUGCCAUUCAGGCUCAAGAGGAACUUCACGCACUGAACGCCAAUAACGGGCUCAAAGCAAACAAACAGAACCCUAUCCAGCCUUGCCAAUAUGUCUUCCCAACAACCAACUUAAAAGAUGCCAUUGCGCUUGCGUCCAAGUUCACAGACAUCGUUCUUGCUACCCUGCCAGACAUUCAAACGGGAUUCGCAACCAACGGCGAUAAUGGUCUUAUUAGAGGUGUUGGUGCAGUUAUUGGCCAAGAGGGUGAGCAGAAUGGUUUCUACCGCCAAUUCGACAAGAAGAACAAGAAGAUCCCCAGCGCCCUCCCUUUCUUGACUGCCGGUACUCGAAACUUCGCCUUUUCCGCCCUGAACCAGAACUUCGUCGUCCCAGGCUCUUGCCCCAACAUCCAAGACAUCACUAAUGACAAGAACAUUGCAAUCUUCGACGCACUUGCCGUGGAAACCGACGGUGGCAACCUUAAGCCCCAGACUCAGAACGUGAAGUUCAGUUUCGUGGCAAGCGAGAUCAAACCUGAGUGGAAGGGUACAAACAGUGACUGGACUGGUCUUUCUCUCGUCUACAUCAACCAACAGAACGCCCCAAUAAGCGAGAAGCUCCUGAACGUCCAGGCUACUGUAGGAUCAAACGGCAUUACAAUCUCGUUCGAGGCCAGCUUCCCCUUCGAUGGCGUUGCUUUCGGUAAUGGCCUGACGCUCGCGGCUGUGGUUCCCUCCAACAGUGACGUCUCCAGCGUGACUACCGUUUCGGCGGCUACUCUUGCAGGCCCUGGCUUGAUCGAGGUGAACUAG